AAAAUGGAUUGGAAGAACACACUUAUGAUUUUGGCCGCUCUGGCCCUUCACUGCACUGUCUUCGGGGCACUGAUGCGUCCGCUCAACGUUCACGCGGAGGCCAUCGUUGUCGACGACUCCAACACAAGGACUUCUUCGCGAAAGCCAUUACUCCAGAGGAUAGCCGAAGAGAAGCGCCGCCGACUUAUGUCGCACUCGAACUCUCAGAUCUUAUUAAUGAUGCAAAACAAUUGCGAGAACAAAGAGGAAGAAGAGGAGGAGUACGACGAACACGACACCAUCACUUCACUCAAGAAUCGGCUCUUCAAUACUGAGCCCGGAGUCCAUUCCACUCUCUAUUUGGAUCAGUUAUUCUCUCCGCCAACGCCACAGACACCGCAGACACAACAGCUCUCACCUAUUCUUGAGAGAAAAGUGGUUAACUCAGAGAAUUCGAGCCCUCAAUCGUGUCCCGGUUCGCCCACCGAAGACAAAGAUCUGGAAAUGCAAUUACAAGACUCUGCCAUUUCUUUGUCAGGAGAGCUAACAUUUCCCUCGAGUACGACAAUAGCCCCGCAAUCGCCGACCGGAGAUGUGGUCAGCCGUUUGUCCAGCAGUUCUCUACUGACGGCAAACCGCGUCCGACGGCAGACCAGCGCCCGAACGAUGUCUGAGUCGUCGAAUUCGGCGCACACAGUAGUGGCGGCGCCAACACAACCGCUGCAAGUGAUCCUCACAUCGGGAACACCGACCCAUUCGGCCGCCAAUAAAAAUCAAACAAUAACUGUGCGACCCAUCUAUAAGAGGGAUAUCUUCUACUCGGGCUCAACGCUAACCCUUCCGCCCAAUUCAUCCCUACAACACAUCGCAGAAUCGCAGGGAAUAAUCAGCGCUAAUAUGGGUCAGAGUGUGGUUUCAAUACCGGCCCGCGAUAUCAUCCAUAAAGUUCACCAACAAUUGGCUCAAAUGGAAAGCGAGGCUAAAGAUCCGGCGGAAACACACGAACCCAAUCUAUGCGGCAAAUUGUUGACAUUCUUCGGGUUGAAA
This is a messenger RNA of Medioppia subpectinata, 1026 nucleotides long. NCBI's taxonomy places the organism in Eukaryota, Metazoa, Arthropoda, Arachnida, Sarcoptiformes, Oppiidae. The record is from the annotation of a GenBank genome assembly.